This is a messenger RNA of Penaeus monodon (black tiger shrimp), 840 nucleotides long. RefSeq names its product pre-mRNA-splicing factor 38B-like. Lineage: Eukaryota; Metazoa; Arthropoda; Malacostraca; Decapoda; Penaeidae. The transcript has 4 exons. The record is from RefSeq and is a predicted model, not a curated record. The coding region runs from base 1 to 840 and encodes 279 amino acids.
AUGAAGCAGACAUCAAGAAGCACUCAAGCAGAAUCAAGAAGACACUCGAGCAGACACUCAAAAGACACUAAGGACACUAAGCAGGGCACCAAGCAAACACCGAGCAGACACUCAAGCAGAAUCAAGAAGACACUCAAAAAGACCCAAGCAGCACCAAAAAACACUCGAGAAGACACCAAGCAGACACUCAAGCGACACCAAACAGAAUCAAAAGACAUUAAGAAGAAUUCAAGAAGAAUCAAGAAGACAUCAAGCAGAACCAAGAAGACAUCAAGAAAACACUCAAGAAGACAAACAAGAAGACACCAAGCAGCACUCAAAGAAACACCGGCAGACACUCAAACAGAAUCAAGAAGACAUUCAAGAAGACACCAAAAAGACACUCAAGAAGCCUCAAAAAACCUCAAGCGCACUCAAGCGGAACUCAAGCAGACACUCAAGAAGACAUCAAGCAACAUCAAGCGAAAAACAAGAAGACACCAAAAAGACAUCAAGAAACACUCAAGAAGGGCACACAAGCAGACACUCAAGCAGACACUCAAGAAAAACAUCAAGCGGGCACUCGAGCAGCACCAAGAAAACAUCAAGAGACACUCAAAAAAGACAUUCCAAAAAAAGACACUCAAGCAGACAUCAGCGACAUCAAAAAAGGGCAAUCAAGAGUAUCAAAAAGACACUCAAACAGGAACCAACCUCAAGCAGACACUAAGAAGACAUAAGCGGACUCUCAAUCAAACCAAGCAGACAUCAAGAAGACACAAAACAGCACGCAAGAAAAAUCAAGCAGACAUGAAGAAAACACGCAAGAAGACAUCAAGCGGACACCAGAAGACAUCCUGA